UGAAAAAGUGCAGUUUGAAGCUGUUGCGCAGACAAAUCGCGAGAGGUGCACAGAAUUCUUCGACCGAUCGCAGUAGGCAAAACCCCCCCAGUAAAGUGAAAGGCCAGACAAGAAAACCCGGAAAAUACACCCCAAACUGGUAUACUUCAAACGCAAAAUAAACAAGAAAAGAAGUGAAACGAGUGUGUUAUCCCCAAUGGCCAAAUAAACGUCAGCACGUGUUUGUGUGUUUAUGUGUGUUUGUGUGCGUUAUAGGUAACGUGUGUCCGUGUCCAAUGUGUGUACGUGUGUCUAGAUGUGUAGCGUCCGGUAAACCACAGUGCGGGUGGUAAGCAGUGCAGUGUGCAGCAACGGCGGCAAACAUCAUCAUAACCGCAACAGCGGCCCCCGGCAGCCGCUACCAGCCCACCGCGUGCUCCGGCACCAGCGCCCCCGGUGGCGGGAGCCGCAAGCUGAGCUUCAACAUCGGCAAGAUGGAGCACGCCGAUUUAGUCGCCGAGAUGGCUCAGGUCGAGCAUCUCUCCACGCAGGACCGGCUGCAUCUCGCGCGCAUGCGCCGAGCACAGCAGCUAAAGGUUGCAAAACAGAAGGAAAAAGAAUGGCUAAAAGCGCAACGGAGCCGGGACCGUAUGGGGACGCAAACGUCCUCUUACAAGCGACACAUCACGUUCGAGGAUAGCGUUGUCCUGUUGGAGGCCGCGGCACGAAAUGAUAUAGCAGAGGUGGCCAAGCUGCUCCAGAAGGGUGUCACACCGGAUGCAACGAACAUGGAUGGACUGACGGCACUGCAUCAGUGCUGCAUCGACGACAAUGCGGAAAUGUUGAACCUGCUCCUCGACUACGGUGCGAACGUGAACGCACAGGACAGCGAAAGGUGGACCCCGCUGCAUGCGGCCGCAACCUGCGGACAUUUGAAUCUGGUAAAGAUAUUGAUAGCACGCGGUGCCAACCUGCUGGCGGUCAAUGCGGACGGUAACAUGCCGUACGACAUCUGCGACGACGAGGAAGCGCUCGAUUACAUCGAAGCGGAAAUGUCGAAGCGGGGCGUUACGCAGGAGUUGAUCGACGAGACGCGAGCGGCUACCGAAACUCAGAUGCUGCACGACCUGCAAGACAUUGCCCUGCAGGGGGGCGAUUUAGAGAUACCGGAUCCGCAGGGUGCAACGCCGCUCCACAUAGCAUCCGCCAACGGGUAUACACGGGUCGUCGAGUUCCUACUGGAGCAUCACACAUCGACCGAUGCUGUCGAUAACGAUCUCUGGACACCGGUUCAUGCCGCAGCUUGUUGGGGUCACCUGGAAGUCCUUGAAAUGCUUGCCCAAAGCGGAGCCGAUUUGAAUGCCAAAAAUAAGAACGACGAAACACCUUCCGAUAUUUGCGAAGAUCCAGAAAUUCGAGAACGAAUAGAGCAGCUAAAGACGGAGCAAGAAAGCAAACGGUUAGCAGAAGCGCAACGCAAACGUGUCCGGCGGUCGCAGAGUAACAACACGAGGGCGCAAUCCGUGAGACGAACAUCACUGCGCGAUAAGGGCCUAACGACCAAAAAGGAUGCUGUAGAGGAGGCUCGUUUCCGACUACAAGCGCAAGAGGGAUACACAACCCCGGACGGUGUGGCAGCGGCAGCGGCCACAGCAACGACGAUCGCAACGGCAGCCGCGACAGCAAACGGUGACAAUAACAAUCAGUCAUCGUCCACCGCCUCGGUUUCAUCCACCUCCGUGCGCACUAACGCAUCCUCCCAGCAUGCCAACUCCUCCGCAUCUUCUCCAUCCUCCUCCACCAUCAACACUACCACCACCACCACCACAAGCACGUCCAACCACACGACCACCAGCAGCAGCACCACCAUCAUCAGUAACGGUAGUAGCAAUAACAAUAACCUGCCCCAUCACCUUCAUCACCAUCACAAUGGCAACAGCAACGGUACCACGCCCGCCCAUCUGAACAGUGUAAAUAACAACAGUCUCCCGAACGGCACGAACGGUGGACCGAUCAUGAACGGCGGCGGCGGUGGUGGUGGUGGUGGUUUGAGCAACAACGUCCGCCACAUGAACAGCAUCAACAACAACCAAAGCAGCCUGCAGCGUCACCAUCAGCAGCGAGGCAAGGCGACGGGCUCACCGGUCGGUGGUGGAUCGCCCACGCUCAAUCAGUACGAUCGGCGCUCGCCGGACGGUAAGGAUAACGAUGAGACGUACCUGAUCGAGUCGAAGGGAUCGGUAGGGUCGGCGGGCCUGAACCCGCACACACCCGGUACUGGUGGUGGUGUUGGUCUAGUCAGCAAUAAUCAUAAUAGCAAUGGUGGUAUGGGAGGUCAUCAUCAUCUGCACCAUCACGGUUCGGUUAACAUUCCAGCGAACGGGGGCGGCGGCGCCCUGUCGGCGGCCACGGUUACCGGUGGCAGUGCUGCGGCCGCCGUUGCCGCGACCACCACCGCCGCCGAGGUGUACUCCACGUCCAACAGCGAGAACGGCAAGAUCAACGUCCAGGUGACGGUCCUAGUCGAUCCCUCUGUCGCAGGAACGCUGGCCGAUCUGAAAAAGCACCGGUCACAGAACCGCUCCAGCGUCAGCCCAGAAAAUGGUUCCCUGCUCAGCGGUACCGCCCCAAGCCUUGCGGGCAGCAUCGGCAACGGGGGCGGUACGACCACCCCGAACGGUGCCAGUUCCGGUACGCCCCUGGAACUGUCGCUCGUAUCGAACGACCUGCAGCAUCAUCACCAUCACCAUCUGCAUCAUCCGCAGCAUGCGUCGCCACAUCUCAACAAUCGGCACCAGCAGCAACAUUACGGCGAUGGCAGUGUAAUCGGAACCGGAAACGGAUCUCUGCACGGUUCGGUGGCGGCAAUCGGGGAAAGCGAGGCGGGCACACCGGGUGGUACGCUGUCGAAGUUUAGCGGCAAUACCAGUGACGUCGUGAGCGACAGCACACGAUCCAGACGCUGCUGCGUGGUGAUGUAAGGGGACCGCAAAAAGGUCGUACUCGCACAUACACACACACAGGCGCAAUUGUUCGUUGUGCUUUAAAUCAUUCGGAAGGAAAUAGAAGGCGUCACGGAGUGAGUUCUCGCAGGACGACCAGCGUAAGCAUUGAACGCUGUCACACGAAUGAAUUAGUGUCGUCAGCGCCAUCUAUGAAGCAAUAGCGUAAGCUACUGCGCGUACAGACAGCAUGCUGUGAGUUUGCAAAGCGUCAAGAACAACAAUGCUGUCAGUUGAUGGUUCAGAGCUAGGAUAGCAAAAGUAAAAGGAGAACAGCAAAAGCAACGAGAAAAGGACUUCGUAUUCGUUAUUGCACUUAACAAACCGACUGAGAUUGAAAGCAAUGCAGCAGUACUUACUGGAGAUAGGAAAAAGCAUAACAAAGAUUGGUAUAUAAUAUGAAGCAAUCGUUUUUGUUCGAAGCAAACUAAACAGAAAAAGGCGACCUACUCGUAAUAUUCUAAAACUAAAAGCAAAAGGAUUCAUCGGAAAUGAAUAUAAAACCAAAUCGAUAGGGAAAAAACUAACUACCUUUCAAAAGCAAAGGGGAAACUAAUCAAAAAGUACUUUUUCGUUGAUGUAAAGGCGCGAACAACGCACCAGCAAGGUGAUGAUCAAAAAUGUGAAAUGUAAACGAAAGAACUGAACAGAAGCACAUAGCUAGAAGGGAAAAGGAUUGAAUGAGAUUGAAAAGGAUUAAAUGAGAGAGUGAGAGAGAGAGAGAGAGGGAGAGAGAAAGAGAAAGAAAGGCCUGUAAACCACAAAGUGAAAUGGGAAAGAAGUCAUUUGAAAAUGGGUAGCAAUUAAUAUUUUGUUACCCACGUACACGGUACACAGACGUUUUUCAAUUGUGAUGGUCCGUUGAUGUUGAUGGUCCACAUCUACAAACCGCCGGAAAGUGCUCCCCGAGGUUGUACAUAGGAAUUAUUGUUAUUUACAUUAUUACUAUGAUAGUAAUUAUUAUUGCUGCUAUGGCAAACUCAUCUUUUCGCCCAUAAUCCAUCGGCCACACAACUUAAGCCAAGUGCAAGAAGGGGCACACAAAAGUGAAGAUCGAAACGACUCGACAAAGGGACUAUUUUGCUCCGCUCCCAGUGUAAGGGUGUCCCGGAUCGAAAGAUAAACUCCAUCAUCACAUAUUUAAUUAUUUCGUUUUUCGUAUUGUCACACACAUUUUGUAAGCGUUAGUGUUCAGUGGUAAUUGUCAUUAUCAUCCGGAUCGAUGAAUCGAUCAUCACACCCCAAUUAGUCUGACAUGCAGUACACGCAAAUGAAUGCUAAAAGUAAGCUAUAGACAAUUAACAAUUGUAGCAAAGCCGAAUACGUACGCCAAUGAUUAGCAGGUGUGUACACGUUUAAGACGACAACUGAAAGAAAGAUUCCUUCCUACGGCGUAAAGCACACAGGCAAACACACAUCCAUAAAUCAUACAUAAAUCCGUAUGUGAGAUGUAUUCAUAUAUACAUAUUAUAUAUAUAUAUAUAUAUUAUAAAUAGAUAGCGUUUAGUGACGGCCGGCCGGCGAUCGCCGAUCGACCCGUGUGAAACGUGUUCGCAAAAAAGAAAAGCAAUGUGAAAAACAAGCAAAACAAAACAGAGCCAACGAGAGAAAAGAAAAUAUA
Molecule: messenger RNA, 4602 nt
Organism: Anopheles moucheti
Lineage: Eukaryota; Metazoa; Arthropoda; Insecta; Diptera; Culicidae
Product: protein phosphatase 1 regulatory subunit 12B-like
Exons: 10
Coding region: 474-2960 (828 amino acids)
Cellular component (GO): cytoplasm
Molecular function (GO): protein binding; phosphatase regulator activity; enzyme inhibitor activity
Source: RefSeq, a predicted model, not a curated record